CCGGUGUUAUUUUCUGUAGCUUCACAGUGGCAGUCUGGGCUCAGCGGCUCACAGUUCCUGAUCGCUGGUGCCAACGCCCGGCGAAACAGAAAGCUAACGUAAGCUAGCACAUAUACGGAGAGAGACAUCGGUAGCAGCUAAAAGCAGAAUCAGAAAGCACAGAGAUGCAGACCAUCAAAUGUGUGGUGGUGGGAGAUGGAGCAGUGGGAAAAACCUGCCUACUGAUUUCAUACACCACCAACAAAUUCCCCUCUGAAUACGUACCCACAGUUUUCGACAACUAUGCAGUAACUGUAAUGAUUGGGGGUGAACCAUACACCCUUGGCUUAUUUGAUACAGCAGGUCAGGAGGACUACGACCGGUUACGACCACUAAGCUACCCCCAGACAGAUGUCUUCUUAGUCUGUUUCUCCAGUGUUUCCCCUUCCUCAUUUGAGAAUGUUAAAGAAAAGUGGGUCCCCGAAAUAACUCACCACUGUCCCAAGACCCCGUUCCUGUUGGUAGGCACUCAGAUCGAUCUGCGUGAUGACCCCUCCACAGUGGAGAAGCUAGCCAAGAACAAACAGAAGCCAAUCACCCCCGAGACAGCAGAAAAGCUGGCUCGUGACCUUAAGGCAGUGAAGUACGUGGAGUGCUCAGCCCUAACACAGAAAGGAUUAAAGAAUGUGUUUGAUGAGGCAAUACUGGCUGCCCUGGAGCCCCCUGAACCUAAGAAAAGACGUAAAUGUGUUCUGCUCUAAGUGUCCUCGCAGCCUUCUCCACACCAGUUUCCAAAUCUAGGUUAACAGUACUGAAGAGGUUUGUUGCACAUUCCAACACGAGUGAAGAUAUUCUGAGAUAUUUGCUUUCUGACUGACUUAACCUAAAUACAUAUACAAUGUGUUGAUAAUGGUUUUAAGAUUGAGUAACACGUGAUGAUUAGAUGCCAUCGGAGUGGUCUUACAUGUUGUGAAUACGUAUAUACAAACUAGGGGACAUCAUCAAAUAACGUUUUGACCGCAUUAUGUAAAGAGAUCAUUUUGCAAAAGGUAUUUUAAUAGAGUUUUUUAUGAACUGCCUGACAAACAAGCUGAUGAGGGUGUGUUAGUGAGCCGCUCAAAUUAUAUCCUCGUAUAAUCUACUUCUGUUUUGUUCUCCAAGUAAUUCCUUAAACUCUAUCAUGUACAUAUGUUCAGCACUUGCACACAAGACUGCAUGUUGUUGAACUGCUUUGACAUGAACUUAUUAUUUUUUCAAACAUUUCUUUGAGAAUUAUGCAUUUCUCAAAGGGUUGAAAUGUUGCAGUAUUUUUACUUUUUUAUUUAUUUUACAACAUAAUUUCAGCUCAAUGUCAACAUAGCCUCCAGGCGUAUCCAAUCAAUAUUUGACAAUAUGACAUUUCUAGGCUAUGCUCCCGUCAUAGCUCUAGUUUGCCAAAACAUAACCUGAUAAAUGUACACUUGUCUUGGUGGAGUUCUGCAAAUGCUGACAAUGUUUGGAGUUUUCAUUCUAAGUUUGAUGCAACAUGUAAGAAGUUGGAGCACAAUAAAUCCAGUCAUUAUUUUUGUGUGGCAGACGUGAGUUAACCAGGUGAUGUGUGUCUUGAACGUUUAUCUGAAGUUACAUUGGCUGCACUUUGUCGGAGCAUCCAGCCUAUAACCCCAAACUGAUGAACCAUUUUGUAAACUGAUCAUACUUGCUGCUGAAGUCAGAUAGUAACACAUUGUGAACGCUCUUACUAAAUGCUAUAGUUUGAAACCCUGUGAAGAUUUUCGAGUGACUGAACUAGCUCUAUUUGUCUUUUACUAUAACCAUGCCUUUAUGAUGGGCUUGAAUUUGAUUUGUAAAUAUAGUGAGAGUAACUCAUAACUUAUUGACUGAAUACAUGUGUGCAUUACUGAUGCAGAUACACUGAGAUCACGCUGAAUUCAAACAACCAGGGAAAUGUUGAGAGAACAAGUGGCUUUGACCCUAUGGUUUUUAAUCAAGUUGACAUCAAAGUUGUACUGUAUCCAUCACAAUAAACCAGUAUUAUGAAUAAACCUAACUUCAAAUAUUA
This is a messenger RNA of Gymnodraco acuticeps, 2038 nucleotides long. RefSeq names its product cell division control protein 42 homolog. The coding region runs from base 165 to 740 and encodes 191 amino acids. The record is from RefSeq and is a predicted model, not a curated record. The transcript has 6 exons. Gene Ontology annotation, molecular function: GTPase activity; GTP binding. NCBI's taxonomy places the organism in Eukaryota, Metazoa, Chordata, Actinopteri, Perciformes, Bathydraconidae. Gene Ontology annotation, cellular component: dendritic spine. Gene Ontology annotation, biological process: small GTPase-mediated signal transduction; modification of synaptic structure.